Molecule: messenger RNA, 1645 nt
Organism: Solanum pennellii
Lineage: Eukaryota; Viridiplantae; Streptophyta; Magnoliopsida; Solanales; Solanaceae
Product: maf-like protein DDB_G0281937
Exons: 11
Coding region: 115-729 (204 amino acids)
Molecular function (GO): nucleoside triphosphate diphosphatase activity
Source: RefSeq, a predicted model, not a curated record
AUUCGCCGUAUAAAAACCACUCGUUUUCUUAGCGUUGAUAAAAUCCUCGGUUGCUUAUCUCCAAAGCUAACCGUUGCCCUUUGAAGAAGAGGUGAGAAAGAGAGCGCCAAACAAAUGGCUCCGAAGAACUUGUCGUUCAAGAUAAUCUUGGGUUCUUCCUCAAUGGCACGUCGCGAAAUAUUAGCGGACAUGGGUUAUGAAUUUACAGUUAUGGGUGCUGACAUUGAUGAAAAGAGCAUUAGAAAGGAUAAUGCAGAGGAAUUAGUGAUAGCUCUAGCAGAGGCAAAGGCAGAUGCUAUUAUGUCAAGGCUCAAAACAACUGAUCAGUUGGAGGAAAAUACCCAUUCCACUUUGUUAAUUACUGCAGAUACAGUGGCGGUGUACGAAGGAAUUAUAAGAGAAAAACCAUCAAGCAAGGAAGAAGCGCGUCAGUUCAUCAAAAGUUAUUCUGGUGGUCAAGCCACGGUUGUAGGAUCUGUUGUUGUGACCAACCUUAAAAAGGGGAUAAGAAAAGGAGCUUGGGAAAGGUCCGAGGUAUAUUUCCAUGACAUACCUGAUGAGAUCAUUGACAGCCUGAUUGAGGAGGGAAUAAUACUUAAUGUUGCUGGUGGCUUAAUGCUUGAACAUCCAUUGACGCUGCCCUUCGUUGACACUCUGAUUGGAACUGCUGACAGUGUUAUGGGACUCCCAAGAAGUCUCACUGAAAAACUUAUCGAAGAAGCACUCUAGCUGCUGGAAUUCCACAAGUGAAUAAAUAUCCUUUCGAUCACCUCUCCUGAAAUGUACUUGAUUACUAGAUUUUUGAGUUUAUAAACUUGUCUUUCUGAAGUGAACAUUGAAAAAUGCACGAAAGGAAAUACUGGCUGAAAGACAUUCUUUUUUCAAAUAUCACUGUUAAAUUAUUUGAUUUGAUGUAACCAUCGUGAUCAGGAAAGAUUUGAUACACAUACAACUUGGAAAUUGAUUCAAUAAGAGCCCCGGAACGCUCCACUGACCGGUGAACUGCGGAUCUCCGGCGGUUUUUAGGUUUGCUGAGGUAGCGAUACAGAGAAAGCCUGCUGAUUGAUAAAAGUCAUCCAAUGGAAGCUAAAUUCUUCCGCUUUCUCAAGAUUGUUGGAGUUGGUUUCAAGGCUAGGGCAGAAUCAGAAGGUCGUCUCUUGUACCUUAAGCUGGGUUACAGCCAUGAGGUUGAACUGACCGUGCCUCCUGCUGUUCGUGUCUUCUGUUUCAAACCCAAUGUGGUUUGCUGCACUGGGAUUGACAAGUAUAGGGUACACCAAUUUGCUGCUUCUGUAAGGAGCUGUAAACCUCCUGAAGUUUACAAGGGCAAAGGUAUUAUGUACAUUGAUGAAGUGAUAAAAAAGAAGCAGGGAAAGAAAUCAAAAUGAGAACCCAUUAAUCAUGGUUCUUUCCUGGGCUUGGUACUUUUUAUGAUGCUAGACAAUUUUCCUUUAAUUAUCUUUCCUAUUUGUAAUUUCCUAAUGUAAUUUUGUUUUCUGACUGCUUUAGUAUUUUUAAAAGUUAAGAGUUGUUGAAGGUCUUUUACCUUGGUCACGGAAGUUGCUAAGCAUCUCAAUGACAGUUUUUGUAUCAACUUUUUCAUCCUUUCAAAUGCUACAAAUAAGUGAUGGACGGUGUUGAUGAA